Paramacrobiotus metropolitanus is the source of this 3678-nucleotide messenger RNA. RefSeq lists its product as uncharacterized. The transcript has a single exon. The record is from RefSeq and is a predicted model, not a curated record. The coding region runs from base 1 to 3678 and encodes 1225 amino acids. NCBI's taxonomy places the organism in Eukaryota, Metazoa, Tardigrada, Eutardigrada, Parachela, Macrobiotidae.
AUGGACAAAGAGAUCAUCGAACCAACAUCUAAUAGCAGUCAGGGGAGUCGAGGCUCCCGCGGAUCUCAGCAAGGCGCACCUAAUCCGUACAAGAAGGACCUGAACUCAUACACACGUCCCGUCGCACAUGAUCGGAGCACCCGGGCACCUAAAGCCUUUGAGAGGAAGGACUCUCGAGGCUCGGAUGCGACCUACCAAAAGGCACUCGAAGCAGUGUCAGGUCAGGAGAGCUCCAGCGACGACCGGAAACGAUCCCCCACGUCGGCGCCGGGAAACAGCGAGGUGAACCAGCAGGUCACCAAAGAAGGAACGAGCUCACAACGAGCUAAGGAGGUGGAUGUGACAUCACAAAAUGAUGUCAAGAUCAGCCCUGCCACAUCGGAGCAGGUCAAAGAUGCUGAUCUGACUAAACCGGACCUCACUGAACAGUCAAAUGACGAAAAACUUGAUGAGCUGAAGUUGGGCGAUGUCUCACUUGACGAUGACGUCACAGUGGAAGAUCUGUUUGAGAGCCCAAUACAGUUCGACGAGAUGAUGCGAAAUCAGAAGCUCAACGAUGAAGAGUCGUACCUCACCGAAGACGAUGUGACGAUGAACAUGUCGUUCAGGACGGCAAUGAAGGAUGCCGACCGAGCUGAGGGGAUGAUAUCGUUCAAAGACAUACCCGAGCAUCUAAUCGAACGAACUCAAACUGGGAAGAUCAUCAGUGUCCGAUCUCCAUCUCCGAACAGUCCCACCUCGAAUCUGAAGAAGCAAAUCAGAGAGCUCCAAACGUCACUGGAAGAUAAAGAAUGCCAGAUGCUCCAGAAGAAACAAGAAUACCAGAACAGGAUAAACUCAUUGGAAUCUCAUGUUUAUGAGAUGGAGCAACAACAGGGUGUACUGGAAAAUAUGGUAGCUGAAUGGAAGAUCAGAUACGAACGUCAAAAGGAGCUCGCUGAAGAAGCCCAGAAGGUGGCUGACGACAAGGAAGUCGAAAAAUUCAUCGCGGUUGACGAGCUCAACGAGAGCAUGUCAGAAGAAUCGGCUGAGAGAUCACGUCACUUAGCGGAAUUGAAAGAUCAGUGUGACGAGCUUCGCAAAAAGGCGAACGAAGCUGAACUGAAACGAAACGAAUAUGCAUCCAAGCUCGCCGAAGCGACACAGAAGCUGGCCACAAUGUCAACAGAUAUGCUGAAGCUCAGAAACGAUCUGAAGCUGCGGGACGAGAACAUCGCCACCCUCCAAAGGGAGUCGCAAGCUCAUCAGAAACGAGCUGAUGAGGCACUCCAGGUGGCAAAGGAGCUCACGGAGCUCGGAGCAACUGAGGGAGAGCGACUCAAAGCGGGAAUUAAAGAGGUUAACGAGGAAAAUGAGAAACUCAUGAACGAAAGUCAAAAGUGGCAGGCUCAAGCAUACCGGCUGGACACAAUGGUCACAGCUCUCGAGAUAGCUGACAAGGAGAAUCAACGAAAGGUCCACGAGCAGCUCGAAGAGAACAUCAGGCUCAACACGGAGCUGACCGAAAUGGCGACAACGGCAAUGCUCAGAGAAGAUGAAGCUACAGAAAUGAGAAACCAGCUGAGAUCAGCAGCUGAGGAGUACACCCGGUUAGAAGGUGAGGUGACCCAGCUAGUCGAACAGAUCAAGAAGAUGGAAAAUGAGACCGAGAAGAUUGUACAGGAAAAGACAUUCCAACUUCAUAAUCAUAUGCAAAAAGUGAAACAGGAGAAUUCUAACCUGAAAAUACAACAGGAAGAAUUCCAGCUGAAAAUCAAACGACUGGAAGAUGAGAACAAAGCUCUCCAGGUGACAAAUAAGCACAAGGAUGAACAACUAUGUCAGUUCGGUGUGAAGAAAGCAACCGACGAAUCACCCCCGCCCAGUUACAGUAAGGCACAAGGGACUGGCGGGAGUGCUCACUUUGAAAUGCCGCUACGAACGGGUGGCGGCAGAGGUGAUCCGAAAAUGGAAAAAGACGAUGAAGCCUCUGAUAAACGGAACCCGUCGAGUAGUCACCAGCCAUUUAUGAGCUCCGGUGACCCAUCGCAGUCUCAACAACCCAUUGAAACGGCAGUUAAAGACGAUGCAAAUCGAGAUGCACGGUCCCCUCGACAUGAACACGACGGGAGAUAUUUCAGAGAAAUCCCAAAUGAACGAAACCAGCGGAAUGAGCGAAACGACCGAAACGAAGAUCGUGCCCAAAGGGAAUUCAAUAGGUCCAUCAAAAACAUGGGCCGAAAAACCGACCUAGCAACCUUUGACGGUAACCGAGAUGCUGUGAAUGGAUGGAUUCGCAUUAUAAAAGAGACACAGCGCACAUAUGAUCUGACUGAUGAGCAGAUCAUGAUCGACAUAGCCAGUGCUGUAAGGGGACCAGCAAAGAUCUGGUUCGACAGCGAAAGAGACAUCGAAGAAGCGGAAGAAGAAGUCUAUACGGUUACGGAAUGGCUCAAUAAAUUCAGAGAUGAGUAUGGUGAUCGAAACGAGGAAGUUCUCGGCCUACGCGAAGCUAUGGCCAGAAAGUUCAAACCCGGUAAAGAAACACUUGAACAGUUUUACCAGGCGAUUAUGAAGUUUAAGGCGAAGAAGGCAAUCACCGAACUACAAGCGGUGGCAUUCCUCAUAGAUGGAUGCAGAGUUGAUAAUAACCUAUACAAUGCCUUGAAAACGAAGGGGUUCAAGACGCCAACAGAAAUAAAGGACUUCUUCAGAUCGUGGGCAGCUGGUGAAGAUAAAUAUAAGGUGGUGGAAGGUCAACGCAAUCAACCGGAGAUCGUGACCAUCCGAUCGGGCCAAGUUGAGAUGGCACCGAGACAGUACGCAGCUGCACCAGCUCAACAAGCGGAAUAUCGGCCGAGAUCACCAGCUCCGGUCCAGAAUCAAGUGACUUUCAUCGAUAGUCAGACGGGACAACCGAUCACAUAUGCCAUGGUCGCUGCGAUACAAGCGCAGGCACAGGCCAGACCAGUGGCACCGGCAAAUGUAAUGCCGAAACCCCUGAACGUAGGGGUGCCACCUCAACAAGGAAGGCCCAAUAAUCAAUACGGAAAUGGUAACAAUAACUGGAAUAAUGGACAAGGUAACGGAAAUGCCAACUGGAAUAACGGCCAGGGAAACGGCAACUUUAACCAAAACCGGAACCAAGGGAACCAGCAGAACCGUGGCAACUAUCAGCCCCAGCAGGGUUCCCGAACGGAAUGGAAAUUUGGCCAAAUCGACGAUUGGGUCACCCAGGGCGUGCAGCUGUGCCAGAACUGUGGAUUUGGCAACCACGACGCACAGAACUGCAUGUUCGCCAACAUGCCACUAAACCGGAACCCGAACUUGUUCGCCACCCAAGAGUGGGAACGUCUCCGCACCCAGGGCGGCUGGCGACAGGCGGUAGCGAACGGCUACGACCUGGUCGCAGCUUGGCGCCAGUUCAAGCAACAGAACGGCGGCAACCAAGGAGGUGGCCAGGGUGGCGGAUAUAACGGUGGAGGCAGAGGUGGCUUCCGCGGACGAGGUCGCGGCAAUGGACGCGGUAACGGACGCGGCGGAUACGGAAACCGGAAUGGAGGUGGCUGGCGCGCCAACAAUAAUGGUGGUGGCGGCGACCAGAAUAACGGUGGCGGCGCGAACGGCGCUAACCAGGGGCGGCAAAACGAGCAAGCCCCGCAGCAGCAAAUGAACCAGGGAAACGACCAAGAUCAGUAG